Molecule: messenger RNA, 4474 nt
Organism: Triplophysa rosa
Lineage: Eukaryota; Metazoa; Chordata; Actinopteri; Cypriniformes; Nemacheilidae
Gene: poc1a
Product: POC1 centriolar protein A
Exons: 11
Coding region: 2487-3845 (452 amino acids)
Biological process (GO): cilium assembly
Cellular component (GO): centriole; ciliary basal body
Molecular function (GO): protein binding
Source: RefSeq, a predicted model, not a curated record
UCUUUAAGGAGGAAAAUAUAAGUUUAUGGUAAAAACAAGCAAAAACCCCUCUCUCCCUUAAGAAAUCCCUUUCUCACCCCAUUGGCAGAUUUUGUUUGCUUGUUUUUACUAUGAACUUACUUAAUUCUUAUAUUAUUUUUUAUAAAACAAGACUAAAUAUCUUAGGUCACUUUUCUUGUCAAGUAAUUGUAUAUUGAUUUAAGAAGUUUUAGAGAUUUUACUAAAAACAAGACAAAAAUGCGUAGUAAGAAUGUUAUUUUUUGCAGUGCAUGUAAAGCCUCAUCAUUCAUUCCCAAAAGAAAAAUAGGUUUCUCUAUAGGUUUGAAAAAUGAAAUACAUUUACAUUUUGCACUCCUCUAGUAAAAGUCUAACAUUUGCCUUUACCUUAUUUACCUUAUCAAUACAUCAACUUUCAUGACAUAAACUUAUAGGUAAAAAGUGAAACAGGUUUAAUAUUAACUCUUAAAACAUCUUAACAUUCUUAGAGAGUUCAAGGCCUGCAUGAAUCAAAGUACAGAUGAGGUGUUUGAGUAACACUUCACCUGGAGCGACAACAACUACACUUUAAUGUAAUGUAUGACACAACAGUAAUGUAUGAAUGUUUAGUAGAAACCAGGACAAUUAACCACAAUCCUUUGCUCCAAAAAUGAUGACUGUUUUAGGGACCGCUUUAAGAAGAUGGAGAAAAUGGUUAAAUGUUUUUGUAUUUUGAUUUAUUUGCUUGUUUGUUUGUUAUUUUUACUAUUGUAUACUGUACUGUAUAGGCCUAUAUAUGCCUCAGUGUAAUUGUAGAUUUGUUGAUCUGGCAUGUCAUCUUUUUGGCAAUUGCACAUUUCCUAUAUAGAUAAUGGAUAUGGAUAAUCAAGUUUACUGCAACAAAUCUAGAUAUAAAAAAUGUUUCCUCAUUGAAGCUCUCAUUGACAGUAACAGGAAACUUUCUGUGUCUUCAACGAAACUAAACAUUAAGUACGUUAUGUGGUGGUAAGGAAACAUCUUGUUUAUUAAUGUCAGUAAAAUCCCCUUAUUGUUCCUCAAAAGAACACAGAAGACACUUUGUUCUAUGCUUCAUCAGUAGUGAGUCAUGUAUUAAGAGUAACAAAAUGAAUUAUAAAUGAAUUAUGUAGUGUAUAACAGCACAUACACCAUACCAAUUAUAAGAUUUUAUUCAUCAAUAAGGAAACGUUCUGGAUUCUUUUAUUAAAGCAUGUGUCACCAUCACCUUUUUUCCUCACAAAUAAUGAACUCUCACUUUGUCUUUUAAAUAAACUGUGUUGACAAACAAUUCACACUCAGUGGAGAAUUGGGUGUUUCUUCUUUGGAUGAGUUUAAUUUAUACUAGUUUAAUAUAGUUAAUCUCACAUUGUUAUCACGUCCUACUGUCCAUGCUGUAAACUCACUGCCUAAAAACUGCUUGUCACUCCUGCCAUCUAGUGGUUAUUAUUAAAACCACUUAUAAAAUAAUGUAAACAAAUGGCAAAAAGUCUAAGAUAAAAGUCAUAAUUAAAAUAGUUUAAUAUUCACUUCAUAUUCAGUAAGCAACAUUUACUUACAAAAUUUGUGCUCUCUUUUUUUGCCUUAGUAUGUCACAUAAUAAACAUAAAACUAAAAUCUCGAUACAAACACAUACAUUGUACUUAUUUGUACAAUUUGUUAUUCAUAAUGAAAGUAUAAAUCAGAUAAAGAUCAGCAGAUGACCGUUCUGGUUCAGUUACAUGACCUUACCCGAUUUAAUAGAUGAGGUCAAAAUAAAAGUCACUUUUUUAGCAUGCAAAUUAUAUUUAUUUUGUCAAUUCCAUAAUUUUGAUAGGUUUAAUACAUUUUUUUAUUUUAAAAUAUUGUAGGCUAUACAUAUGCAUAAAUGUCUAUUGUAUGAACAAACACAGUAUUGCCUUUUAAAACAGUAGCUAAUAAUUCUCUAAACUCAACGACAAAAGCCAAACACACAAUGCUGGCUUUUAUUUACAGUGUAACUCUUCUGCCAACGUUUGGACUCGCUGUUUUAACUGAUUUAGGAUUUAUCUGAUGUUCAUCAUGACUUGCAACUUUGACCAUUAUGAUCUGCUCUCUCAACACUGAGUGAGCGCGUCCCCUUUAAGAGCGUGCACGGAAGACGCGCAUGCGCUGACCGCGGCGGGUAAAAUGAAAGCCGUUAACGACUGGUCUACAGUCCUUAGCAACCGAUUAGCUUCUAAACACCGGAAUAAACGGACGAACAAAGAUGCAGACUGGUGUUUAACAAUUAUUUUGUCUUAGUUGACGGACGUUUUACCCUGGAAAUGCUAACUUGACAGACUUUAAGUUUAGCUAGCUUGUCUUCUUGCAUGUAAACAAACAACAGACUCUGAAUGACCUUUAGUAAUAAUCCUAAUUUUCAACAGUUUUCUUUAUAAAUUAACGUGAAGUUUCCAUUGACCUUUACGGAAACUUUCUAAAGCUUUCGUAUUCCUAGCUUUUUUGUAUUUAGAGAGAGGUCUCAUCAUCUGACAAUGAGCUCUGUCCUGGAUGAUCCGACCCUUGAGAGACAUUUUAAGGGUCACAGAGAUGUCAUCACAAGUGUGGAUUUGAACUCGAAUAUGAAACAAAUAGCCACUGGCUCUUUGGACUCAUGUAUCAUGAUCUGGAACAUGAAGCCUCAGAUGAGGGCGUAUAGGUUUGUGGGACAUAAAGAUGCUGUGAUGUCCGUUCAGUUCUCACCCUCUGGUCAUCUGGUGGCUUCUGCAUCCAGAGACAAAACGGUCCGGCUCUGGGUUCCCAGUGUGAAAGGGGAAUCCACAGUAUUCCGAGCCCAUACUGGAACGGUACGAAGUGUAAACUUUUCAAAUGACGGCCAGACCCUUGUCACCUCAUCUGAUGACAAAACCAUCAAAGUCUGGACUGUUCAUCGGCAGAAGUUUCUCUUCUCCCUUAACCAGCACAUCAACUGGAUUCGCUGUGCCAAGUUCUCACCUGAUGGCCGGCUGAUCGUUUCUGCCAGUGAUGAUAAAACAGUGAAACUGUGGGAUAAGAACAGCAGAGAAUGCAUCCAUUCAUUCUGUGAGCACGGCGGAUAUGUGAACUAUGCUGACUUUCACCCGAGCGGCACCUGCAUCGCGGCCGCGGGCACAGACAACACGGUGAAAGUCUGGGACAUUCGCACCCACAAACUCCUGCAGCACUAUCAAGUUCACAGUGGCGUGGUGAAUGGACUGUCCUUCCAUCCGUCUGGAAAUUACCUCAUCACAGCCUCCAACGACUCCACGCUCAAGAUUCUGGACCUGCUGGAGGGCCGACUGCUUUACACGUUACACGGUCAUCAGGGUUCUGCCACCUGUGUUGCUUUCUCAAGGACAGGAGACUACUUUGCCUCUGGUGGUUCAGAUGAGCAGGUGAUGGUGUGGAGGACUAACUUUGACAGUGUGGAUUACAGUGAAGUGCUGGAGCAGAAAUGCACUCGUUCAGAGCCUCUCAGUCGUGACCCCAAAACUUCAGUUGACAACUCCAGAACCCAAACAACACGGGUAAAGGUAGACACGGUGUCCGAUGGUAUUGGGAGAUUUCAUGACUUUGACUUGCACGAGAGUGGCAGCAGAAGCCUCGAUCAACCCACCCAGAUCUUCUCUGAACCUCGUAUGGAGUCUCCAUCAUAUACCCAACAACAUCAGCAGCAGCUGAAGCAGACUGAAACGGACAGCGUCCCUGCGGUGCUGGCUAACACCCUCCAGCACAUCGUAGGACAACUGGAUGUGCUCACACAGACGGUGGCCAUUUUGGAGCAGCGUCUGACACUCACAGAAGAUAAACUAAAGGAGUGUAUCGAGAACCAACACAAGAUCAGUGCUCAACAGCGGUCCAACUCUGACAACUGAUCCAGCAGUCUACCUCUCACCUUUCCAUCUUCAAACCCAAGUCUACGAUUCAACAGUAUCCCAAAUCAACCAUUCGUUGUGUUACAGAUCGUCUUCGGUGUGUUGACACCAGUAAAUAAAACAAACAAUAGUUUAUUAUUAUUAUGUGGCGGCAGAUGGUUUUUUUUCUACGAGAUGCAGAUUUUUGCAUUGUGUAGCAGUGUUUAUCUGGAGAAUUGUGCUGAGGGUGGAUUGGUUUCUGCUGAGUACGGUCGUCCUGCUGGUGUAGAAAGCAGAGGAAGGCAUCUACUUUACUGUAAUACAAUCCAUCCUAAAAACCACACACUGGAGUUUAGUCCUGUGUUCUGAUAAGAGAAACAUCUCAAUGCUAACCUUUCUGUUCCUCGUGAUAACUAAGCUGUGUGCAGUUUUCUUAUAUUGAACUAAAUGAACUUUGAUUGGGAUCUGUUUUGAUGUUGUGUCGUUGAGUCUGUGACACUUUCUUUAUGUAGCUGCAGUGAAUGCUUUUUUUGUUUGUUUAGUUUAGCUUUCAUGAGCUGUAGGAGUUAUCACACUGCAUAGUUAAGGCACAGAUUUGUAUAUAUUUUUUUUUUCAAAGAAAAAGACAAUUUUAAUAAAAUGUGUAUUUA